UUAAAAUGUCAUCAGAAUAAAACAUACAAAACGAAAAUUGUUGAUCAAUCUUUUUUCUUAAAAUCCAUGUUUAUUACACAAAUAUUUAUAUCUUGUGUAAAAUUUAAGAGUUGAAGUAAAAAAAAUUUGUCGAGUUCUUUCGGUCAAUAAUUAUACUUUGAAUACAAGACGUAAAAUAAAUAAAUAAAUUUGUAUAAAAUAAAAUUUUUUACAAAUAAUAAUUAAACAAAAUAGAACAUUUUUAAAUAAAAUUAGAAAUAGCGGUUGGACCAAACCUACUAUCUAUUUAUAGAAAAUAAUAUUUAAACUACAAAGCAGAUCACUAAAAAUAUUUUACUACUAAAUUUUUAUAUCUUGCUUUUUAUACAAUAAUUUAUAUUAUUCUCUGAGUUGUGUUAAUUUGGUUAUGUUAUGUAUACAAUAAUUUAUGUAGUGUUAGUCGUGAUUUUAAAACACUAUAAAUUUUUCACAGCAAAAACAUUGGAAAUACUAAUCUUGUGUUUACUAUUUUCAUAAAAGGCCUCUUUGAACGAGAUUGACCCCGCUGGUCUGCCUCCAGAUGUGGUCGCCAUCAUGGCGGCGUCUUUACACAGAGAACUUGUCGCUGCGGAAUGGAAUACUAUAUUCAACAAUGCUGCAGUUUUGGGUCCCGCCGUCAACCCUAACAAUAUGCCGGUUUUAACUGCAGGUACGGUUUCUUAGUAUGAUUUCUAAUUAAUAUUGUAUGAAAUUUUACAUCGGCUACAGAAAAAUGAAUCAAAAUCAUAAAUGUAGUGUGUUAUAUUGUUGAUUAAAUUGAUAAAUCUCAUAUACAUAAAACUUAAUAAGCUUGUAUAUUAACAACUACAUGCAAUGAUAUAAUUAAUAUAUACAUAGUUAUUUGAUUAAGCUUGUAAGAAAAGGAAACUUGAGAUAAAAGUUAAAGACCUAAUCAUACGGAGUUAUGGUUUAGUAAAAUGAUUAAAAAGAAGAAAUUAAGAAAUAUGUUAAAUUCACAGAGAUUAGGAGUUAUCUAAUCCUAAUAAAAAUAGAUGCAAGGUUGUUACAUAACUUAUGAGUAUAAGUGUGUGUGAUAGAGCUUAAGGUUUUGAGAAAUUUUUAAGAGAUUUAUAAGAGAGUUAUUCUUAUUAUUGUGUUUAAGUAAUUACAUGCGAUAUAAUGAUAUAUUUUCUUUAAUACAUAUUUUGUGCAGAAUUGUGAGUACUUCUUAAAAUAAUUAAGAAAACAAAUUGAUUUAUUAACUUAGUUGAGUCAAUUCCACUCGAUUACAAAAAUUGUUUUCUCAAAAUUUUCUUAAAUAUAAUUGUUUAAAAAAAAGGAUAAAUCAUAGUGUUUCAAAAAAGUAUAAAUCAUAAUGAAUGAGAUUCUGCUAGCAUCACUUACCACAAAAACGGAUGGUAAACACAAAAUUGACAUGAAAUCAAGAGAAUAGAAAGAUUGAGACUUUUGAUCAUUGGGUAGUUUCAUUUUGGAUAACAAAAGUCAUAUUUACUAAAAUUUUGUGAAAGUAAAAGAACAAUAAAGAAACUUAGAUGAUUGUUGAAGAAAUAUGUUCUAGAAUAAGCCACUAGGUUUUCACUCUACUUUUGUGUUUACAUACAAAUUUGGCUUUUUAUUUAAAAUGGAAGAUAUCUCCUUGUUACAGUGUAUAUGCUUAUUUGUUUAUAUUGUGAAAAUUGGAUUUUUCUUUUCCAGUGAGAGAUUCAGUAAUUUAGAAAUGUUGUUGGUAAGAGAAUUCAACUUGUUGAAUUCCUCCAUCAUAUGACCAAAAAAAAAAAACUUCAUUUAAUCAAUUGAUUAAAAAAGACUUCAUUUAAUCAAUUGAUUUGGCGGUAACCGGACUAAACCGAACCUAUUUUACUCCAAAAAAAAGUCAACGAUGACCAUUUUUGGAUAGCUAAGUGCCAUUUUGUCGUUACUUUCAGACUUUGUAUAAACUAAUAUUGAAAGACAGAGAGACCUAGAGGCUAGAGAACGAUCAUAGAUCCGAUCCCCUUCGAUCCCAAUCUAACGACCAGGAGAAUCAUCAUAUUUAGCCAUGGAGUCCACAAGAAACUGCAAGCUUGGAUCGUCAAACGCAAAGGACCAAACACUCUUAGACUUUCCUUAUGAUCUCUUACAACUUGUAGUUUCCCAUCUUCCACUGAAAGACAACAUCCGCGCUUCUACUGUCUCCAAAACAUGGCAACAAGCUUGUCUUUCCGUUAGAGUUCCAGAUAGACCUCCUUGGCUCAUCUACUUUUCGAAAACAGAGGAGUCAUCAUGUGAACUCUAUGACCCAUCAACGCAGAAAAGGUACUACCUCUCGUUUCCUGAGCUCUCUGGUUCUCGUGUAUGUCACUCCAACGAAGGUUGGUUACUCAUGUACAAUCCCAACUCGUUUCAACUCUUCUUCUUCAACCCGUUUACUCGUGAUCGCAUCCCCUUGCCGCCGCUCUGGAUGGCUUAUGAUCAGAGAAUGGCUUUCUCUUGUGCUCCUACAUCAAGUAACUGUCUCUUGUUCACUGUCACUAAUGUCACUCUACAUAACAUCACCGUCAAGACAUGUUAUCCUAAUGCUGAAGAGUGGAACACGUUUGUGUUCAAGAAUCAGUUACCGGUUAGUACUUUCGAGCAGAUUGUUUUCUCCAACGGUGUUUUCUACUGCUUCACAAACACUGGCCACUUAUCGAUCUUUGACCCGUCUUCAAGUUCUUGGAACGUUCUUCUUUCCGGACAACCUCUUAAAAAACAUCAUGGAAGCAACGGAUGUUUCAUGACACAGCACCAAGGAGAGAUCUUUCUCAUAUACAUGUUCAGCCACAUGAACCCAACUGUGCUUAGACUUGACUCUACAAGCUGUGAAUGGACUGAGAGGAAAACACUGGGAGAGUUGACAAUCUACGCUAGUGGUUUGUGUUCUGAAACUAGAGCUGAGCAGAAGCAGCCAAGUGGAGUAAGGAACUGUUUGUGUCUCUCGGUGUUCCAUGGAUUCAAGAGGAGUUGUAUAUACUAUGAGGUUGAUGAAGAGAGUGUGGUUUCCUUGAAGUGGAAAAAGUCUGACCCCUAUGCGAAUAUUUGGAUCAUGCCACUCUUAAACCCUAUACUUAAUCAACUUCUCUAAUAGUAUUAAAAGACAUGUACAAUAUACUUAUUUACGAAUGCUGAAAAUGGAAUGUCUCAUAAGCUUGUAAUGUUACAAACAACUCUGUAUUUCUGAUCUCACACUCAUAAGCUGAUUAACAAUGUUGUGUCCUAAAUCAUUAAAAAAAAAAUAGAAAUCAAGCAAACAUACCAAAACAAAUCAGAAAUGGAAACCAUAUCAAACUGAUGAACUGGUAAAAUAAGAGGGGAAAAAAAUGAAA
This is a messenger RNA of Brassica rapa (field mustard), 3344 nucleotides long. RefSeq names its product F-box protein At3g56470. NCBI's taxonomy places the organism in Eukaryota, Viridiplantae, Streptophyta, Magnoliopsida, Brassicales, Brassicaceae. Gene Ontology annotation, molecular function: protein binding. The record is from RefSeq and is a predicted model, not a curated record.